GUCGACUUGAUUUAAGAAGACACUGAACUGAGCUUUAGUAUCCACAGGCGGUGAAACGCACAGCUCUUUGUUUUGCAGGUUCUCUCUCCCCUCUCUCUGUAUAUGUGGUUAUAUUAUUUACGCUUUCUUCAAUGUCAAUGUAAAAAGCCCUCUCUGAAUUGUCUGAUCUUGUACAUGAUUAUGCUGUUCUGUUUAGAUGCAAAAUUAACACAUUAAUUGUAACUUUUGCUUGUGUUUGAAACAAAUCUCGAAAACCUUGUAAGAAGUUCAAAGCUGAUUCUCAUCUUUAAUUAAUUAAUUUAUUUUUAUUCAAUUGCCUAGCUCAUCCCCUCAAAAAGUUUUUUUGUUAUGAACCACAAAUUAAAGAUCUUUAUAAUUAAGGAACAGAUUUUGAGUCCUUGCGAAGUGUAUAAUUAUUGCCUUUCUAGAAUCGGGUAAGAGAUCGUACUAGACCACUGAAAUCUACUGAUGUCAAGACAGUUUGUAAGUGUUGGUGAUCAUCUAAGUAAAGAAAAUGAUGAGUUGAAGGUUUUCAACUUACUUCUUUUUUUUGUUCUUCAAAUAGAAUCCCUCCAACAAUGAGAUUUAGGGUCAAGUUCUGAUGUCUAAUCCUUAUUGAAUAGGUGUAUAAAGAGUUCUUGAAAUUUAUCUGAUUCAGAAGGUGGAUAAUUUUUCUUAAUUGCUUUGUAAUUGAGUGAGUUUUUUUUUUUUUUUUUUUUGUUAACUUGAUAUAUCCUUAAAAGUGGGUUUAACCUGACCUCCCAUGGAAGAUGGGGUUGCAGUUUGAAUGAGAAAUGUAGUAUGGAAGAAAUAACUUUAGUUAAUAGGAAAUCAUACUUUGCGUGGUUGUGUAUAAAUUGUUUAACCACCUCUAGGUUUGUUAUUUCCACCUCAAGGACUAAGAAUUUUUCUUCUUUUUUCCUCAAAAAAUUAUAGAUUUUUUUUCCCUAAUUGGAACUGGAUUCAGAUCACCCUCAGAAAAAGAAAAGGAAAAAAAAUGGUAGAAGAGGCGCUCGGGUGGGUGGGGAGUUUGGGGGUUCAAAACACUAUCUUAACUCUAUUUGAACCAUGUAACAAGUUUAGAAGACCUUUUUUGUUUUGGGUACAGGGCUACGGUACAUAAACUGCCCUGAUAUCCACGACUGGGUGACAGUGUAGUUGAUUAAAUACCAAUGUCAUGCAUAGGUCUUGUAAAUGGAUUAAAUUCUGAUGACAUGAUACUCUUGAUCUGGUAAACGUUAUAUGAUACACUAACCAAUGUCGAACCAAAUUGCAUUUGUUAAUUUACGAAGUGAUCUUGGACUUAUGUUGAUCUAACCCAAUUAAACAAUAUAUUAUGUGUAAAGAACUAUGUGGUAUGACACAUUUAUAUAAUAUAUAUACUAGGAGUAACAAUUUGAUGUGGAUUGUUAAAUAACUAAGAUCUUACCAUGGACAUGGUGUUUUUUUUUUGUAUAUUUCUUCAAGUAUCUCAGCUUGAUAAAACCACAGAAUUUUAAUUUUUUUUUUUUGUUUUAGUAUGUAAAAUUCAACUCAUUGUCCAAAGUUUAUUUAUUAAAUCUUCUCUGAUUAGACUGAUUACCAGAAUGAAGAUCCAAUUUUUAAGAAAUUCAAUUCAGUUAUUAGUUUUCUUUUGAUAAAUAAAAGAUUCAUCAAAAAAAUGCUAAAAGGAAGGUAAUAUAUUUUUUUUGCUAAAACGAGGGUGGCACCCAUUUAGACAUGAAGUAUCCAGUAGCACGCUAACACUAAGCUCCAUCCAAAUAACUCAAGCCUUUCUAAGAAAUUAAAGGAAUAAUUUCCCUGACAUACAUACCAAAGGGAGCUCAAUGUCAUUUAGUUUUUCUUUAAGCUUAGGAAGCAGCAACUCCACCUUGAAGCGGCAUCUUAACCUUCAAAAGUUCAUGUAUUGCGCUUUACUACAUACAGGUAUCACUUUUUUCUUUCUCUUUAAGAUCCCUGCAACUAAUCUGGGCAUUACUUAGUGAACCUUAUAAAGAAAAAAAAUCCCAGAUUAGUUGCAGGAAUCUUAUUCAGCUCAUAAGGGGGUUGCCAAAGGGGAAAAAAAAAGGAAAAAAAGAAAAGAAAGAAAAAGAAGGUGAAGAAAAAGUGACCAAGAAGUCAGUGGCCUAGCGGUACCAAGCCCCUACUUCUCAAAGGGAGGUCAGGGGUUCAAACCUCAGUGGAGCCAUGGGUGUGUGAGUACCAACUAAGAAAAAAAAAAAAAGCUCCAGAGUCUAGCAAUACUGUAGUGCAGUAAGAGGUAAUUAACUGUCUUUCCUCCACUUGCAUACAACACCAAUUAGGAAGCAGUUUGUCCCUAGUAGGUUUUCAGCUGUCAAGAUUGCUUCCUUGGUUGUUGCUCAUUUCAAAUAUCCACCUUCGAAAGCACCUUAUUAUGUCAAAUAGCUUUCUGAGAAAGCGUGAAGCACCCUCACUGGACAACAUCAUUUUAUAAAACGAUCUCGCCUCAAAUUACUAUUCCUAGAUAUCCUCCUCAAUACAUCAUGCGAAUCUCCAAAACUGAGGGACGUUACAGCAACCCAAAGAACUCACCCACUACUUUCUACUACAAAUUCUGUGUGACUCUGCUAGAGGAUCUAAAUCACUCCACUAUUAUCAAAAUCUCAAAUAGUCCCCCUCCUCAUCAACUUUUAUGCCAGAGUGGUAUAAAAGAUCCACUUUCAAGGUAACAACUAUACAACAAAUUUUAUUCCAAACCAAAAGUAACUUCAAGAAAUUUAAACGUUCUUUCUUGAUGCUUUUCUAAUCCAACCCAAUGCAAACUUCUAUUGUCAUGUCAGAUUUUUUAAACAGUUCCAAUUAGAGUGCUUUUCCAAUGCCUCAAAUUCUGAUCACCUACAAUCCACCUCAAUCAGAUUUGUUACUGUCUUAGUUAAAAUAAUGAGUCAACAAAUUACCCUAACACAACCUAAUAACCAUUUAAACAUAAAUUUAUUGAAGCAAAACAAAUUUAAGUGCAUCCUUGGAUGUAAAAAUCACAACAUUGCUCCUAUCAACUUUUCACCUGGAAGAGUUCUCAAUUACCAUUUGUGUUUCAGACGCAUCCAUACAAACUUAAAAAUCGUGGCAUCAAAUUCAUGGAUAAUGUGAAACUUAUCAACAAAAACACCACCAAAAAAAAAAAAAAAAAAAUCAUAGACAACAUGCUCACUUGCAAUUUCAAUGCCCGUUUCAAUUAUAUACUUUGUGGUUUAUACUUUGGUUCACGAACAGUUGAUAUGUUUUUUGAAAUACCCAUGUUUGAAGAGACAAGGUUAUGGCAAUGGAAUAUUUAUGUACUACGUUUACUAACAAAUACUUGCCAAAGUUGACUGUCUGGUUGUCCAAUGUUUCUCCUUUCGACACAUGGACAUUUCAAAGCAAGUGUAUGUAUCCAUGUUGAAGAAGCUAGUGUACGUACAAGUAUUAAUCGAUUGACGUAGCUAGUGUUGUUAGGGGCUUAUUUGUUAUUACUUAUAUAAUAUUGUGUGUUAAUGUGUAAUUUUUUUUUUAUACUUGUUAGCAUAAAUAGAAUGUGGUGGAAGGAUGAAAGUAUUCUUUCAUUCUUUUUCUCUUUCCCCAUUUUUCUCUCUUUCCUCCUCUUUCUUCUCUUCUUCUACUUUACUUAUGUUUUGAUUAUCUCUUAAAGUCAUCAUGGUAUCAGAGCAUGGUUCGUAAAACUCUAGAAACCCUAGGGUAAGUUUGUGUAAACUCUAACGGGUUUUGAAGAGAUUCCAAGAUGGGAUUUUGUUGAAUCUUUUGAUUUAAAUUGUGAAACAUGUGUUUUUGCCAAACAAUGUCAUGUUUCUUAUCCUAUUAGUAUUAAUGAAAGUACAACUCCUUUGCAGCUUGUUCAUUCUAAUGUUUACUUGGUUUUCGCUAUUUUGUGUUUUGUUGAUGACUUUAGUUGUUAUACUUGGCUUUAUCUUAUGAAUACCAAAGAUGAAGUUUAUUCCAUUUUUAAAACUUUGCAUAAUAUGAUAUGUACUCAGUUUGGUUGUCCCUUCAAAAUCCUUCGAUCUGAUAAUGGAGAGUUUAUUUAUGGUGGUCUUGCCUCCUUUUUUGCUAAUAACGGGAUUGUCCAUCAAACCUCCUGUGCCGAUACACCACAACAGAAUAGUGUAGCUGAAAGAAAACAUCGUCAUAUUACAGAGGUGACCCAUUCUCUUCUAGUUAGGAUGGGAGUGCCUAAAGGUUAUUGGGCUGAUGCAACCUUAACAACCACAUACCUUAUUAAUCCCAUGCCUUCUACGGUUCUUGGUUAUUAAUCCCCAUUUUCUAUCUUACGCCGUCACACUGCCUUGGUUAUUGUCCCUUUGAAAGUGAUCAGUUGUGAUUGUUUUGUUCACAUUCAUCAUCGUAAGGACAAAAUUGACCCUAAGGCAAUCCGAUGUGUCUUUCUUGGAUACUCUGCCACUCAGAAAGAGUAUUGGUGUUAUAACCUUACCACUAGCAUCAAUUUGUCUCUAUGGAUGUCAUUUUCUUUGAAUUUGUUCCUUUCUUUUCCACUGCUCGGGACUCUAUAGGGAGAGAAUACAAUUCAUGUAGAUAAUCCGUCUUCCAUUCAGAGGGAAUGCCCCUUUCCAUUUCCUGUUCCAUUCAGGGGGAGCUUCUCACUGAGGUACCUAUGUCUACUCCUCCUAACGCUAAUUGUCUAUACUAGGAGGGCAAAACAAGUCAUUGACUUUCCCCAGGACCAAGAAGUCUCCCUCGAUCCAGGUAAUCCCUCAGUUGACAUUGAUACUCCUGAUUCUUUUCCCAAUAACAUUCUUGUUGAUCUUGAUGUCCCUAUUGCCUAUCGUAAGGGUGUUUGUAGUUACAAAACUUCCCAUAUCUCAGUUUGUAUCCUAUGAUGCCUUAUCUCCAGCAUAUCAUAGUUUGUAUCCUAUGAUGCCUUAUCUCCAGCAACUGUAUGAUGCAUAUAGUUGCCAAGAUGAUUCUAUACGUGUCCUUUUUUUGGCAGCUAAUUUGAAUUGGCUUUUACAUCUGUAAAGAAUGCUUUCCUUCAUGGCGACUUGAAGGAAGAGGUGUAUAUGACUAUGCCACUAGGUUUUAAACUUGCCAAUGGUCAAAAUGUAGUUUGCAAGCUAAAUAAAGCCUUGUUUGGGUUAAAACAAUUGUCGUGUGCUUGGUUUAAGAGGUUCAACACUGCUGUGAAAAUAGUAGGGUAUACACAGAGUCGUGCAUAUCAUAUUCUCUUCAUUAAAAAGCAAUAGGGCUGCAUCACUACCCUUAUUGUAUAUGUUGACGAUAUUGUUGUCAUUGGAAAUGAUCUGGAAUGAAGUCAUUCUUAGGGACAAAGUUCGAGGUUAAAGAUCUCGGAUCAUUGAGAUACUUUCUUGGCAUCGAGGUGUGUAGAUCCAAGAAAGGGGUGUUCAUUUCUCAUCAAAAGUAUGUGUUGGAUUUGUUGGCCUAUUGAUAUCCCCAUUGAGCGAAACCAUAGGCUUAAUGAUGUGGAUGGCGACCCAUUAGGUGAUAAAGAACCGGGCCUGGCCCGAGAGCUUGAAGUCCAUACGGCCCAUGCCUAUUAUUGGAGACGUGGGAAGGGAAGAUAGAAUUAGGGAUUUUUGAGUUUUAUUAUUAUUAUUUGAUUUUAGGAUUUUUAUUUAUGGUAAUAGUUUGAUUAUGGUUUUUCUUCUAUCCCUAUAUAAGGUUGGUUAAGACAUUGUGAAAGAGAUCUUUUGAUGAUUAUUAUUGAUUUUGAAUUUUGAGAUUAUCGUGAAUUCUUCUUCUCUUCCGAAUUCUCUUCCCUCUAUCCUUCUUACCUUUCUCUCUCAAUCUCUUUCUGAUUCCACUUGAAUUCUGAUUUUGAAUUGCCCCUACCCACUGCUGCAUCAAUUGGUAUCAGAGAAAAAUAUUCAAGGCUCAGCCAUCAUCUUUUUUAGCAAAGGAAAAAAAAAGAAAAGAAAAAGUUCAGCAAUAAUCAUUCUUAACCUUACUGAUCACACAUAGUACACUCACUGUCUGUUCAUUGUCUUCUGUCAUCCACCCAAAAUACCUCUAUCCGCUGCGUCCAAAACCCCACCACAAUCCAUCCAUCCGUCUGCCCUAAACCAGCCCCUGUUCAUUUAGUUCUUCACCCACUCUAGUGAAAACCAUAACAGUUAAUCUUUCCGGAGUUUUCUCGUUGCCGCCGUCACCAUCAUUACAUCUCUUGCUGUCAGCCAGCCCGUCGCCGAACAGUUUCACCAGAGUUUCUUUUUGAUCAUUGCUGCCAAUCGCAACUUCAGCCGAGAAUUCAGUAUUUGAUUUUGGGAAGUUGAAUUUAAUUCAGCGUCAUCUUCGCAAUUUUUGAAAGUCAGCUUUGGAUUAUCGCUUUGGAAAGAUCAGGCUUGGGAAAUCAUAAUUGAAUUGGAAAGGAUAUAUUUUGUUUUCCUUUUAUAUCAGAUUUGACCAAACUCAAAUUUAAAUUAAAGUGAGAUCUAAUCAGGCCUAGGAAGCAGUGAUCCUGAUCCAUCCGGCCCAACUCAAGUUGUCCCGGCUUCAAAUUACUACUGUAUGCGCCUUGCCAGAUUAAAAUCAGCCCAGCUUCAGAACAGGCCCAUCCCAACAGUGAUCCAGUAUUAAAAAAAAAACCUCAGCCCAAGUUCAAUACUCGGUCAGAGCCCAGAUAUAUGAUUCAGCUCAGCCUUGUUUGGUUAUAGAUUGAGAACUAUUCAAGUUAAUUUCUGAAACCAGUUCAGGUUUGAACCAGUUCUGCAGUUGGCCAGUUUUGGAGAAGAAGAAGAAGAAGAAGAAGAAAGUAAACAGAAACAGAAUUUCUAUUACAGUUCUUCAGCCACUUUUGGGUAAUCUUCAACACUUGGGAGCUACAGAGGACUUCGGAAAAGUGGAAUUUCUUGCAUCAGCAAUGGCCCAGAAUACAUUGGCACAGCGGAAAGAGGAGAUAAUUGAACUGUUAAGGGAUACAAAAGUCAAAACAAUUGUUCUCGUUGGGGAAUCUGGAAUUGGUAAAACAUGGACUGCCAGAGAAAUAACCAGGCGCGCAAUUAAGGAUGACUUGUUCGAGUUCAUCCUUUGGGUGUUUCUGAACAGAGAAUAUGACAGCAGUGCUCUCCAUGACAGCAUUGCUCGUCAGUUGUGUCUACUUCCCACCGCUGAGGAGGGGGAAAGUGAGGAUGACAAAGAGGAGGCAGAGAAGGAGGAGAAUGGGAAAGCCUUGCAGCAACAGAUAUAUGCAACACUUGAAGGAAAGAGAUUUCUUAUAAUUUUGGAUGAUGAAGGAAAUAAAAUGGAUGAAAAACGGAUUAUGUCCGAACUGGAAACCCUGCGGAAUAUUAGCCAGCAAAGCUCAUGUAAGGUUUUAAUCACUAGCGUGAGCAACCACAUUAAUACAGAAACGAAGAAAGUGUAUGAGGUGAAGCCUUUAUCCAUGGAAGAGUCAUUUUCCUUAUUGCAAGAAAGAGCGGGGACAUCAGUUGAAGUUCCUGGUAUUAAAUCGUUAGCUGAAACUUUAAUAGAAAAGGCUAGAAGGUUACCUGCUGCAGUUCUUGUGCUGGCAAAAGCUUUAAGACAACAUGACUCGGGGGUGCGGUUGCUAGAAAGUGCUUUGGAGGAAGCGUCUGAUAAUGAAAGAUAUAACAUAACACAGUUACUAUGCACUGGGUAUGGCAUGCUGCCACUCAGUGUUCUAAUCGAUUGCUGUUGGCAUGGCAGCCCCUUCUUCCGCAAAGGUGGAAGCAUUCAUUACAAUGAGUUGAUAGCUUACUGGAUGGUUGAAGGAUAUCUUGGUCACAUCGAUUGUAUUGAGAAGGCUUAUGAGAAGGGCCAUCAUACUUUGAUGGAGCUUAUAGAUUAUGGGAUACUGAAAAAGGUGGAGGCUGAUUACAUUAUCAUGGAAGGAGCAAUGAUGAAUUUGGAUGACUACCAUUGUUGUGGAUUUGGUGGGGUAUCCAGUCUUGGAUUGGCUAAUGUGUUUGUGAAUAGCAAGUGGGAAGGCCUUGGGAAAAUCACAUGGGCUGAUGGUAUGAUAAAAACACUUUGUGCUGGUAAACAAGGGCAUAAACCCUUGACAUUGCUGCUCGAUGGAACCCGUCUUGGCAGGGAAGUCCCAGACAAUUUCUUUGAUUCCAAGCAGGAUCUCCGAGUUCUUGCUCUUUUUAACCCAACUCUGAAGUCACUACCAAGUCCCUUGGAUAAAAUGGUUGAUCUUCGUGUGCUUGUGCUCAGAGGCUGUGAAUUUUUGGAGAAAAUUGACCACACCCAAAAACUUAAAAAUUUAACUGUUCUUGAGAUAUCUGGUGCUACCUCCUUGAAAACAAUCCCAAAUGAUUUUCCUGAUGAUCUUUUUCAGCAUAUGCCCCACCUUCAGAGCCUCAAUAUGUCUGCAGUCCAGAUUGACAAGUUACCUUCAUCUAUUUAUGAACUUAGUGAACUAUGCUGGCUCAUCCUUAAAGGGUGUUCUCGCUUAGCAACACUGGAAAGUUUGAGAAAACUUAAUAAACUUGUGGUGCUUGAUCUUUCUGGUGCUACCUCCUUGAAAACUUUCAAAGACAAAACCUUUGGUCAAAACAAGGAACUUAAAAUGCUUGAUCUUUCCCAGACCCAGAUUAAAAGCUUACCAAAACUUCUGAAUCUUGGAGAUCUCACUCAUCUCUCACUAAGUGGCUGCAAAGUCUUAGAUAGACUACCCAGUCUUCAGUCACUGAGCAGUCUACAAAAGCUUGAUCUUUCAGGUGCUGAAAAGUUCAAUGAAUUCCAUGAGCAUUCAUUAAAAAAUAGUGCUGAUCUUAAAAUCCUUGAUUUAUCAGAAACUGCUGUUAAAUGUCUCCCUUCCAACAUUAGCAAUCUUCAUCGUCUCUUUUUAAGACGAUGCUCUCAGCUAAAAAGCCUAUCUGGCACUGAAGGACUAAAUAAAGACCUCGAGAUACUUGAUCUCGCAGGUACUCAUAGUCUGGUCGAAAUUGCAGCCAAAUUCUUUGAAUAUCUGAGGUCCCUUCGAAUCCUUAACCUCUCAGAAACCAAUAUAAAAGCAUUACCAUCCAUCGUCAAUCUUUGUAACCUUCGUCAGCUUGAUCUUUCAGGAUGUAGUGCUUUGACAACAAUAGAAGAUAAAUCUUUUGAGCAUAUGUCUCGCCUUCAGAAACUUGACCUUUCUGGAACAAAGAUUGAAUACCUGCCAUCCCUUUCAAAUUGUAGCAACCUUCGUCACCUCUUACUCAAAAAAUGCACUAAUGUGAAGGUACUUCCACAGAUUGAAUCUCUUUCAAAACUUGAGGAGCUAAACUUAUGUGGUAUCAACUCUUUGAAAGAAGCUAGGGCUAAUUUCUUUGAGAAAAUGGGCAAUCUUCAGAUUCUUGACCUCUCGGAAACCCAGCUUGAACAGUUACCAUCCAUGGAGAACCUCAAAAACCUUCGUCAACUUUCUCUGAGAGGUUGCCCACACUUAAAAAUGGUGCUAGAAUUGGAAGCGCUUACAAAGCUUGAGAUUCUGGAUCUUUCUGGAACGGCAGUUGAUUCUCUACCAGCAUUUAAUGAUUUUAGCAACCUCCGGUCUCUGAUGCUUACGGAUUGCUUUUGCUUAAAAGAUUUUCUGCAUCUGAAGGUUCUUGAUCUGUUGGGAGCCACUGAAGUAGAACUUCCCUAUGGGAUCUCAAAAUUGACUUGUCUUGAUCACCUUGAUCUGCCAAACAUGGACAAUAUUCAAAAAGCUGAAAGUGAAAAUGUUAAGGCCCCACUAAAAGAUCCAAAUCGGUAUCAGUGGAGCCUCUCCGGUUUGCCAGUUGAAACAUUCGCGAACAAUGUCAGAUCUCUCAUAUCUGUGAGUAGUACUCAAUUUCGUCAAGUUUUGGAGAAAAAUCCCUCCUUGUGGGAAACAAGCUUCAAGCAAUUUCAUUUCUGUGUUCAUCCAGUUGAUGGGCAAAAUAAAAAUGGGGACAGAUUCUUUUGCCGAAAUGAACUUAUCUUCAGGGAUAUCCACUUACAAAGUAGGCAACUUGUUCAUUGGAAAGAAGGAAGAUCAUUGGAGAUUUGCGGAUUUGAUCAUUUUCCCAAGGGUAUUGAGGAUGUUCUCAGUCAUACUGACUGUUUACUUUUAAUAGAUAAUAUGGCUGAAAGAUGGUUAUCUGAUUUAGGAGCCUCCAACCUCAAGGUAAUGAAAGGAUGUUGGAUUGAGAGAUGCAGACAAAUGGAGAGUGUUUUUCAUGCAGAAGAAACCGAAGAUAUUGCUAAAGUGGGGGAAAAUUUGGAAAUUCUAGGUGUUUCAAAUGCUGUUAGUUUAAAGAGCAUAUGCAGUGGAAGCCUGCAAUGCGAGCUCUUUCAAAACCUGAAGUGUCUGUAUCUAGAUUGCUGUCCAGAGCUUUCAAAUGUUUUCUCUUCAUCCCAGCCGCCAGUGAACCUCAAAGUUCUUCAUAUUAAAUUUUGUGAUAAAUUGGAAACCGUGGUUGACCAAAUGUCACCAGAUCACCCUGGAUUGCUAAAAUUAGACAUACUGCAUCUGUUGGAGCUACCACAAUUGAAGAGCAUUGGGUGCAAGUUGCCAUCUCUACAAACUCUAAAGGUCCGGCAGUGUCCAAAAUUGCAGAAGUUGGAAGAAUAUAUCAAUUUGGCUGAAAGUUUACAGAUUUUAUUGAUUUCCAAUGUUACUGAUUUGAGGAGCAUAUACACUGGCAUAAGGCAACCCGAGUGCUACAAAAACCUUAAAACUUUGAUUCUUGAGAGUUGCUCUAUGCUUGUAAAUGUUUUCUCUUCGCCCCAGCCACCAAUGAACCUUGAGACUCUCCAAAUCAAAUCUUGUGAUAAAUUGGAGACUCUGUUUGAACACAGCUCAUCAGUGGACUAUACAGUGCCAGCGCUGCACACUUUGCAUCUGCAAAAACUGCUGAAAUUGAAGAAGAUUGGGGGUAAAUUUCCAUCUCUACAGAAUCCAAUUGUCAAUGGAUGCCCAAAUUGCAUCGACCUCCCAGUGGCGUGAAUGACAAGGUUUCUGUUACUUAUCAAAGAUAAUGACAUGGGACGAAGAAAAAAGGUGAUCAGAGAAACAGAAACUGACUGGAAACAAACUUAACCCAUGUCUCAUGCUAGAUGCUCAAGGCAAAUUCCCUUGAGAUGCUGAACAAUUCUCACCUUUAGCAUUCCGCAUCAGAUUUCAGGUUUUUGUUAUAAGUUUUUUUUUUUAAUUCCCUUCUUUUUAUACGCACAGCAUCCUUGUUUCAUCUUUUCCACUGUACUCCCAUCUACAUCCAGCUAAAAUAAUUAUUUCAUUUUGCCUGCUUUUUACUCUAUCAUGACCUUCUUGAUGUUUCAGUUCACAAGUCAUCUAUCACACAAUGAGAGCCAAUCUUUUUUUGUUCAUUACUUGAGUUAUGCUAAAAGUGUUAUAUCUUUUAUUUGUGAUAUUGAAGGUCAGGGUAAAACAGAAAUUACUGAUUUCAGGUUGCAGUAAUUGGUGUUGUGCCAUUAGGCUGUUUGUGUUUUGUGAAUAUUUUUGUUGUCUGGAUUUAUUGAUAUGUAGUACUCACCUGACAGGAUUGGCAAUGAGUGUACAUAAAUGCGUAAAAAUAAUUCUAAUGGUGCUCAUGCACUUCUUGGUAGUUAAAUAUUGGGGGAAAGAAUCAGGGGAACUAAUUAUACGAACUCAAUAUUUAUUGAUUCAAUCCUUCUCAAGUUGUAAGGCUUGGGGUAGAGGUUUUUCAUCACUACCUACUGUCACACCUCAAUAUUUAUCAGAAUGAGUUUUAAGUGAAAGAAAUUAUGAGUGAAGCUAAAGCAAUGAGGAUUGUAAAGUUUACACAAUAGCCUUGUAGAUUAGUUUGGGAGUUUCCACAUGACACUACAGGUGUCUUGGGUCAACUUCAACAAAUGGUUUUUGAAGAUUAAUGUACUAAUAGAACGAUUUUGUAAUAAAAGUGACUAGGUAUUUGAAAAUGCCUUUUUGAACUAGUGACUUCAGAACCAUUGAUCAUGGUCAUAAUUUUAGAGGCUCUAUUUAAUACGCACAAGACAUUCAUAAAUAUUGUUACUACAUUUCCUUGUAUCAUUCCCAUAGGGCCAUAUCUUUACCAAAUUAAAUUAUCAGAAGAGUGCAUAGUUUUUUAUGUUGUGUACUAAAAAUGGAACAAGUUUUAAAAAAUGGAACAAGUUUUAAAAAAUGAAAAAAUGUUUUGAAAACCACAAAAAGAAUUUUUUUAAAAAACAAAGAAAAUAUGUCUUGGAAAAUCGAAAUUGUAAAAUGUUGUUUCAAGAAAAGAGAGAACCACAAAAAUAUGUUUUUGAAAAUAUGAGAAAAAACACUAGUAAUGCAAUUGAUUUCCUCCGGAGGGUUUCUCUGCGAUAUAUGUGAAGAGUUACUUUAUUUAUUAGUCAUCUCAUGAAUUUCUACUUAAAAAUAAGAAAUUAACAUGUAAAAUCAAAACAAAGGGAGACUCAAAAUAAGAUUUUUAGGAAAAAAAAAUAUGUUUGGGAAUUGAUUUGUAAAGUAGAAAAGCCAAGAAAAUAUGUUUUUAGCCUUCUUGGAGGUAGUAGGUUUGUAGGUCAUUUUUGGGUAGAUUUGGAUAAUUUUGUUACCCCCUAAAGGACACUGGCAUUUUUGUCAUGUUAAAAGUAAUAAAAUUACUCCAACUUGUAUUAGAUUUUCAUUUAUGCAUGCAUGGAAGCAAAAUAACACCUAGGAAAUGGUAUAUCACAAGUAAGAAUAAGUGCUGGUUCUAUUUUCGAAAACUUUGUGUUGGGACAGCGGAAGCGCACGAAUAAGAAAGAUUCAAAGAAAGCCAAUAAAGCAAGCACACACAAACACAAGAUAUACAUGGUUUAGCCAAAACGGGCCUACGUCCAUGGAUGAGAAGAGAUUCCACUAUGAUUCGUAGAGAUAUUACAACAAUAGAGUACCAACACCACGUACAUGUUAUUUUACCAUGUACCACUCCACGAGCUUAUCUCCUUGCUAACAGUGCCACUGGUGUUUUUCCUACUCUAUUAACCCAUAAACUACCUCUACCCAUCAACUAUCUCACGAGAUUACUUCUCUCAUUCUCAUACGUCUCAACCCAAACCCUAUGUAUCUAUUAAUAUAGUUCCAAACCCAAUUCCUUGUUGAACAAGGAUUACAAUUUCUUAGAGUCCAAAACUUGCCAAACAAGAAAUUGCCAAACAGAAUACAAUUCAAAAAUUGAAACAUAAUUAGAAUAGGAAUUUGUGACACUUUGGUUGUAAACCUUGUGCUUGCUAAGGAUGUUUCCUCCCUUUCAUAUCCCUUCAUAUUUUCCAAAUUCGUUUGCCCUUUCCCUUUUACCUAUUUUUGUGUCAAAACCAUUUUGAUCAUGAAUGUUACACAUUAAUUGGUAUAGAGAUUCAUCUUAGUUGACUGAUAAACUGCUUCUUUAGAAAUGAAGGUUAUAAAUAUAUCAUGAGAGCAGGAUGACCACGAAGGAAAGAAUUUUAGGCUUCUACAUGAACUAUAAGAUCAACAGGCCUUAAGUUGACCUAGAUUUGCUGAAGUUUCAAUCCUUGGCAACUAUCAGGCUUGUUUUCCUACGGCAUCACACAGUCAAGGAGCUGUUGGAGUGGAAACUGAGAAAGCUUUUUAUUUUAACAUGUUGAUGUAUGAGGAGGUAGAAGCACUAAUGAUUGAUGCUGCAGCUUCAGGCCUUUGCACUUUGGCAAAUCUGCUAACAAAUUGGAGGACCAAAAUCGUGGACGCGUCUCGACUUUCGAUUUUGGCCUCAUUCCCGAACUUUCAGCACCAACAUAGCACUUUGAGGAUAGAGCCACUAGCCAUGGUGCAGUGACAUUUGAAGCAGCAGACAAUUGAAGAAGAAAAAUAAGGCAAAUUAUAUUCUUUUGGCACUGCCAUUAGGGUAAACCUUCACCUGAAGCCAAUGUUGCGAACUCAUUGAAGGAGUAUUUAGUAAGUAAAAGCAAGAAUGGCAAUGACCUACCAGAUUGGAGAUGCAUGAGGUGGUCACUGAAGUGCCUGGACUAACUAGAGAAUGAGCGGCAAUUUGGAGGAGUUUUUCAGUUUGUUGAAAUCUUUUUUUGUUGAAGAAAACUUGGUGCGGAUACAAUUUUUUAUUACAUGGUUAGAAGAUAUUGUUAUUUCUAUUUUUUGUCAUGAUUCAAUAUGCUCAAAUCAAACACUUGUUACCACUGCUAUGAUGUUGUUUUGUUUAUGUCAUGGGGCUUGUGAUGUAAUAUCUUGUGAUUUUUGGAGAAGAGAAUACUAGAUACAUGGUGGUAUACAGCAUUGUGCUUUUCUCUAGUCUUGUUAUUGA
This is a messenger RNA of Cornus florida, 14207 nucleotides long. Its product is annotated as putative disease resistance protein At4g19050. The coding region runs from base 6851 to 10912 and encodes 1353 amino acids. The record is from RefSeq and is a predicted model, not a curated record. NCBI's taxonomy places the organism in Eukaryota, Viridiplantae, Streptophyta, Magnoliopsida, Cornales, Cornaceae. The transcript has 4 exons. Gene Ontology annotation, molecular function: ADP binding; protein binding.